AUGUGGAAUGAUAUUGAGCUGCUAACAAAUGAUGAUACAGGAAGUGGGUACCUAAGUGUUGGUUCAAGAAAAGAACAUGGAACUGCUUUAUAUCAAGUAGAUUUACUAGUGAAGAUCUCCUCCGAAAAGGCCUCAUUAAAUCCAAAACUACAAGCAUGCAGCUUAAGUGAUGGGUUUAUUAUUGUAGCGGACCAAUCAGUGAUACUGUUGGACAGUAUUUGUAGAUUGCUUCAAUUGCAUCUUAUAUUUGAUACUGAAGUGGAUGUGGUUGGCCUAUGUCAAGAAGGAAAGUUUCUUCUGGUUGGGGAGAGAAGUGGCAACUUACAUCUUAUUCAUGUAACAUCAAAGCAAACAUUACUCACCAAUGCUUUUGUUCAGAAAGCUAAUGAUGAAAAUCAGUGUACUUACCGGAAUCUUGUUAUUGAGAAAGAUAGUUCAAAUGAAGGUACCUAUUAUAUGCUGCUUCUUACAAACAAUGGAUUUUUUUGUAUUACAAACCUUCAGCUUGUAAAAAUUCAACAAGCGAUUGAAAAGGUAGACUUCCAUACGGCAAAAAAGUUACAAGGACAAAUCAAGUCCAGUUUUAUUUCUACUGAAAAUUGUCAUACCCUUGGUUGUCUCAAUCUUGUGGCUGGUGAUUUAGCAAGCGAAAUCCCUGUGAUAAUUGGGGGAACUGGUAAUUGUGCAUUCUCAAAAUGGGAACCAGAUUCUUCUAGGAAAGGGAUGACCGUUAAGAGUGUUAUUGAUGCAGAGAUUAUUGAAGGUGCAAAGAAGUUCCAGCUGAUAGACAAUCUACUUUUUGUUCUUGAUACCAAUAACGUGCUGAGCUUAUGGGAUAUUUACACCCUAACUCCCAUAUGGAACUGGCCCUCCCUUCACAUAGAAGACUUUCUUCUCACCACAGAAGCAGAUUCACCUUCAUCAGUCACGUGGCAAGGGAUUACAAAUCUCAAGUUAGUAGCUCUGACAACUGCUACUAAUAAGAAGAUGAGAAACCUCAUGGUCUAUUCAUUACCUAUGAUGGAAAUACUAUAUUCUUUGGAAGUAUCUGGUGUUUCUUCUCUGGUCCAAACAGGAAUUAGCUCAGAUACCAUAUACCUUCUGGAAGGAAUUUGCAAAAAUGAUCCAAAACUAUCUGAAGACUCAGUUUCUGUUUUAGUACUCAGAUGUCUUACAGAAGCUUUGCCAGAAAACAGAUUGAGUCGGUUACUUCACAAACACAGAUUUGCUGAAGCCGAGAGCUUUGCCAUUCAGUUUGGACUAGAUGUUGAGCUUGUUUACAAAGUAAAAUCAAAUGAUAUAUUGGAGAAACUAGCUUUGAGUUCUCUGAACACCAGUGAGCAGACUGAAUGGCAAAAACUUGUAGAUGAAGCUAAGGAAAAUCUGCAUAAAAUCCAGGACGAUGAAUUUGUGGUGAAUUACUGCUUGGAGGCUCAAUGGAUAACCUAUGAAACAACCCAGGAAAUGCUAAAUUAUGCCAAAACCAGGCUUUUGAAGAAAGAAGAUAAAGCUGUUCCUAUCUAUUCUGAUGGCUUAAAAGAGGUACUAAGGGCUCAUGCAAAGUUGACUACUUUUUAUGGAGCAUUUGGACCAGAAAAAUUCAGGGGUAGUUCUUGGAUUGAAUUUCUGAAUAAUGAAGAUGACCUUAAGGAUAUUUUUUUACAGCUAAGAGAAGGAAACCUUGUUUGUGCACAGUACCUUUGGCUGAGACAUCGGGCAAACUUUGAAAGCAGAUUUGAUGUGAAAAUGCUUGAGAACUUGCUCAACUCAGUUUCUACACCAGUCUCUUUGCAAAAGCUUUGUCCAUGGCUUAAAAAUGAUGUGAUCCCAUUUGUGAGAAGGACUGUACCUGAAGGACAGGUAAUUCUUGCAAAAUGGUUGGAACAAGCAGCCAGGAACCUUGAACUAACUGAUAAGGCAAACUGGCCAGAAAAUGGGCUUCAACUGGCAGAGGUAUUUUUUACAGCAGAAAAACCAGAUGAGUUAGGAUUGGCGUCCUCUUGGCAUUGGAGUUCCUUGGAUCAUCAAAACACGGAGGAAGUUUGUCAGUUAAGGACUUUGGUAAAUAACCUACGAGAGUUAAUCACACUGCAUAGGAAAUACAACUGCAAAUUGGCCCUCUCUGAUUUUGAGAAGGAGGAUACAACCACCAUUGUAUUCCGAAUGUUUGAUAAAGUACUGGCCCCCGAGCUUAUCCCUUCCGUCUUCGAGAAGUUUAUAAGAGUUUACGUGAGGGAACAUGACUUACAGGAGGAGGAACUUCUCCUUCUGUACAUAGAGGAUUUAUUGAAGAGAUGUAGCUCAAAGUUCACCUCACUCUUUGAUACAGCAUGGGAAGCAAAAGCUAUAGCAGUAAUAGGAUGUUUAUCUGACACAGAUCUCAUAUUUGAUGCUGUGCUCAAGAUAAUGUAUGCAGCAGUGGUCCCCUGGAGUGCAGCUGUGGAGCAGCUGGUGAAACAGCACUUGGAGAUGGACCAUCCCAAAGUCAAGUUAUUACAGGAAAGUUACAAACUAAUGGAGAUGAAGAAACUUUUACGAGGCUAUGGAAUAAGGGAGGUGAAUCUCUUAAGCAAGGAAAUAAUGAGGGUGGUAAGACACAUUCUCAAACAAGAUGUCCCAUCUUCUUUAGAAGAUGCUUUAAAGGUGGCCGAAGCAUAUAUGUUGCCUAAAGACGAAAUCUACAGUCUAAGGAUUAUUGACCUGAUUGAUAGAGAAAAGGGUGAAGACUGUAUCCUUCUGUUGAGGUCUUUGCCUCCUGCUGAAGCUCAGAAAACUGCAGGAAGAGUAAUCAUAUGGGCACGACUGGCAUUACAGGAAGAACCAGAUAAUUCUAAUGAGGACAAGGCCUGGAGACUGUCUGUAGCGAAGACAUCAGUAGACAUUCUUAAAUUACUGUGUGACAUUCAGAAAGACAAUCUGCAGAAGAAGGAUGAAUGGGAAGAAACCUUGAAACAAUUUAAAACUGUUGCUAGCUUACAGGAGAACUUCGAGGUCUUUCUUUCAUUUGAAGAUUACAGCAGUAGUUCCCUGGUAGCAGAGCUCCGGGAACAGCACAUUAAAGCUCAGCAAGUCGCACAGGCUAAACACAAACCCUGGAGGCCAGCAGAGCCUGCGGCUGCCGAGGAGGACAGGCUGAGCGCCGAGUCCAAGCUGCACCGACAGGUGCUGGCCCUGCAGGUGUCCCAGCAAGAGCUGGAGGCCAAGAUGAUCUUGAGGGCCUUGAACGACUGGAACGUGGAAGGGGCACUGAGAAAAUGCAGAGACUUGUUUAAGUAUCACUGCAACACCAACACUGGAAAAUUGCUGUUCCUGACGUGUCAGAAGCUUUGUCAGAUGUUGGCUAAUGGCUUUCCAAUGGCAAUCCCUGAGGGACUAAAUCUUCCUUCUGAGAUACAUGAUCUAGCAUGCCAGGCUGCCACCAUCUGCAGUCCAGAUUUUUUGCUAGAUGCCUUAGAACUCUGUAAAUAUACUUUAAUGGCAGUAGAGCUUUCCAGACAGUGCCAAAUGGAUGACUGCGGAAUUCUCAUGAAAACUUCCUUUGGAACUCAUAAAGAUCCAUAUGAGGAGUGGUCUUACUGUGACUUCUUCAGUGAAGAUGGGAUAGUUCUCGAGUCCCAGAUGGUGCUCCCUGCCAUCUAUGAAUUGAUUUCAUCACUUGUGCCUCUGGCUGAAAGCAAGAGAUAUCCCUUCGAUUCUACAAGUUUACCAUACUGCUCCAUCAGUGAAGGAGACAGCCUUAUGUUACGUAUUAUCAAUUCCAUCUCUGCCUUGCUUCAGAACCUUCAGGAAUCUAGCCAAUGGGAGCUGGCCCUAAAAUUUGUAGUUGGUUCAUUUGGUACCUGUCUUCAGCACUCUGUGUCAAACUUCAUGAAUGCCAGUUUGAGUGACAAGUUGUGUGGAGAGGCCACAUUAGUUAAAUCCAAGCAUGUUGUUAUGGAAUUGAAAGAGAAAGCCAUUAUGUUUAUCAGGGGAAACGCCGCAACACUUUUGUACAAAGUAUUUAAUUGUCGCCUGGUGGACCUCAACUUGGCAUUGGGGUACUGCACUCUCUUACCACAAAAAGAAGUCUUUGAAAAUAUAUGGAAGCUCAUAGAUAAAGCAUGGCAGAAUUACGACAAAAUAUUGGCAAUAUCUCUGGUGGGCUCUCAGCUGGCCAGUCUCUAUCAGGAAAUAGAAAUGGAGCUUAAGUUCUGUGAACUCAGUACUGAUUCCCGGUGGGGCAUUCGUCUUAGUAAACUUGGUAUUUCUUUCCAGCCAGUUUUUAGGCAACAUUUUCUCACCAAGAAAGACCUCAUUAAAGCUCUUGUGGAGAAUAUAGAUAUGGAUACAAGCCUCAUUCUGGAAUAUUGCAGCACAUUUCAGUUGGACUCGGAUGCAGCUCUUCAGCUGUUCAUUGAAACACUCCUCCACAACACUAAUGCCAGCCAGAGCCAGGGAGACACAAGCACGGAAUCCACAAAGGAGCAGCGUUCCAAACUCCUGGCCAAAGCCAUCGAAAUGGUUCCUUUACUGACAAGCACAAAAGAUUUGGUCAUCAGUCUUAGUGGAAUACUGCAUAAGUUGGAUCCCUAUGACUAUGAGAUGAUUGAAGUCGUCCUGAAAGUCAUAGAAAGAGCUGAUGAAAAGAUAACCAACAUUAAUAUUAAUCAGGCAUUGAGUCUUCUGAAACAUUUGAAGUCAUACAGAAGAAUUUCUCCUCCAGUGGACCUAGAAUAUCAGUAUAUGUUGGAGCACGUAAUAACUUUGCCAUCAGCUGCCCAAACUAGACUGCCUUUUCACCUAAUAUUCUUCGGCACAGCACAGAGCUUCUGGAAAAUUCUCUCUACGGAACUCAGUGAAGAAUCCUUCCCAACAUUGCUCUUAAUUUCUAAGUUAAUGAAGUUCUCUUUGGACACUCUGUACGUGUCUACGGCCAAACACGUUUUUGAAAAAAAACUGAAGCCUAAGCUCCUGCAGUUAACACAAGCUAAAUCCUCGACACUGAUUAACAAGGAGAUAACUAAGAUCACUCAAACCAUCGAAUCCUACUUGUUAUCUAUCGUUAACCCGGAGUGGGCUGUAGCCAUUGCCAUCAGUCUAGCCCAGGAUGUCCCAGAAGGUUCCUUCAAGAUGUCCAGUUUGAAAUUCUGCCUGUAUUUAGCUGAGAGGUGGCUUCAGAAUAUCCCAUCUCAGGAUGAAACACGUGAAAAAGCUGAAGCUCUGUUGAAGAAGCUUCAUAUUCAGUACCGGCGAUCAGGCACGGAAGCUGUGCUCAUAGCCCACAAGCUGAACACUGCAGAGUACUUACGAAUGAUCGGGAAACCAGCACAUCUCAUUGUCAGUCUGUACGAACAUCCCAGCAUAAAUCAAAGAAUUCAGAAUUCAUCUGGCAAAGAUUAUCCUGAUAUUCACGCGGCUGCCAAAGAAAUAGCUGAAGUCAAUGAAAUUAAUUUGGAGAAAGUCUGGGACAUGUUGUUGGAAAAAUGGCUGUGCCCGUCUGCGAAACCUGGUGAAACACCAUCAGAAUUAUUUGAACUUCAGGAAGAUGAAGCACUACGAAGAGUCCUGUAUCUCCUUCUGUCUCGUCCGGUUGAUUAUAGUUCAAGAAUGCUGUUCAUUUUUGCAACAUCAGCUACAACUACGUUAGGUGUGCACCAGCUCACUUUCGCCCACAGAACGCGAGCCCUGCAGUGUCUCCUCUAUUUGGCUGACAAGGAAACUGUAGAAUCUCUCUUCAAAAAACCCAUUGAAGAAGUGAAAUCUUAUUUGAAAUGUAUAACUUUUCUGGCAUCAUUUGAGGCUCUGAAUAUCCCCAUCACAUAUGAAUUAUUUUGCAACAGUCCUAAAGAAGGAAUGAUUAAAGGUCUAUGGAAAAACCACAGCCACGAAUCCAUGGCCGUAAGGUUGGUGACUGAGCUUUGUUUAGAAUACAAAAUCUAUGACCUGCAGCUUUGGAAUGGACUCUUGCAAAAGCUUCUUGGCUUCAGAAUGAUUCCUUAUCUAAGGAAGGUUUUAACAGCCAUUUCUAGCAUCUAUUCUUUAUGGCAGGUUCCCUACUUCAGCAGAGCCUGGCAGCGCGUGGUUCAGAUACCGCUACUUUCAGCCUCUUGUCCUUUAAGCCCCAGUCAGCUGUCAGAUUGUUGUGAGAGUCUCAUCGCUGUCCUAGAAUGUCCAGUUUCAGAUGAUCUUGACCUGAUCAGAGUGGCCAGGCAGUAUGUCCAAUUAGAGCUUCCAGCUUUUGCAUUAGCCUGUCUAAUGCUCAUGCCCCACUCGGAAAAAAGGCACCAGGAAAUAAAGAAUUUUCUGGGCUCCUGUGACCCUCAGAUCAUUUUACAGCAGUUAGAGGAACAUAUGAAUACUGGCCAGCUGGCAGGGUUUUCACAUCAAGUUAGAAGUCUGGUCCUGAAUAAUAUCAUAGAUAAGAAGGAGUUUGGGAUUUUGGCAAAGACAAAAUACUUCCCAGUGUUGAAAUCACACAUGAUGAAUACCAACAACGUCACUGAACUAGUAAACUAUUUGGCAAAUGAGCUAAGUUUAGAUGAAGCUUCCAUCUUUAUAACUGAAUAUUACAAGCACUGUGGGAAACCUGUGCCACCAGGAGCCACUCCCUGUGAAACUCUGAAGGUGUUUCUUAAUGGAUCAUAGUAGAUCAUCAAAACUUUUUUCAAGAAGAAUAAGAGGAAGUUUGGAAUCUGUUAUCAAAUGACCCUAUUUAUUACAGUUUUUAAAUUGCGCAAUCUGUGUACAGUAGCUAUUGUCAGAUGUUCCUCGAGAAGUAAUAACUAAGAUGCUUAAUAAUAGCAUAACUGUCUCGUAAAGA
This is a messenger RNA of Lagenorhynchus albirostris (white-beaked dolphin), 6799 nucleotides long. RefSeq names its product kinetochore associated 1 (gene KNTC1). Gene Ontology annotation, cellular component: cytoplasm; RZZ complex; kinetochore microtubule. Lineage: Eukaryota; Metazoa; Chordata; Mammalia; Artiodactyla; Delphinidae. The record is from RefSeq and is a predicted model, not a curated record. Gene Ontology annotation, molecular function: small GTPase binding. Gene Ontology annotation, biological process: protein localization to kinetochore involved in kinetochore assembly; mitotic spindle assembly checkpoint signaling; mitotic sister chromatid segregation. Bases 1 to 6624 code for a protein of 2207 amino acids. The transcript has 63 exons.